Molecule: messenger RNA, 2355 nt
Organism: Cordyceps militaris CM01
Lineage: Eukaryota; Fungi; Ascomycota; Sordariomycetes; Hypocreales; Cordycipitaceae
Exons: 5
Coding region: 1-2355 (784 amino acids)
Biological process (GO): nuclear-transcribed mRNA catabolic process, nonsense-mediated decay
Cellular component (GO): telomerase holoenzyme complex
Molecular function (GO): telomeric repeat DNA binding; protein binding; telomerase RNA binding
Source: RefSeq, a predicted model, not a curated record
AUGCAUCAAUCUACUGGGCACCUUAAGGAUGCUAGUCGGCCGCUGUGUCCACUCUGGUCGGCCCUUGCCUCUCUUGUGGUGCGUUCCCCCGUCGGCGAUUGGGCUGCAAGCUUAUUCACCUCUACCCGCCCUCAGCUGCACCUGGUCUCACCUCUCGCCUCGCUCGCCACGGCCGUCCCGACUGAGCCCAGUCGCGCCUCUCUGUCUCGCGUCUCUCAGCCUGUCCAGCCGUUGCGCAGCAUAAGCCGUGAAGUGAAGCUGGUCAUGGCUGAACUCCAAAAUCGUUGGAUUGCUCACCUUCGCAACACUCACCACGAGUCCUCUGAUCGCAGUUUCCGCUGUCCCCUCUGCGCCGAGGCUGUUUCGCCCGAUAUUGACGCCUUUCGCGCCCACGUUCGCGCUGAUGAAGACAAGCACUCGACCUUCACCGAAGACACCGAUAUUGUAGAGGCAUUUAGAACAAUGGCAAUUCAUGCACCCAAGGAAAGGUCCGCAAGCACUUCGCCCAAGUCCGACUUGGCGAGCUCGUCCAGGAGCCCGCCAAAGAAAACAAGCGCACAACAUCUGGAGGACAAGGAUGGCAUUACCAGUGAUUUCGAUCGCGGCGGUGCCAACAACGUAACCAGACGACCGCUUUGGAACCCGUCAGAUCAGCCCAGGAGUCGCGGCACUCGUGCCAGGCCUUUCACAACGAGGCGAGCCAGGCAAAUCAACCGUGCCCAGUUUAGGCCCCCCCGAGCGGACCUUGCCUCCCCCCGAGUACACCCUGCCGACAUAACGACUACUCCUGGGUUCAACCUGUUUCGCCAGGCAGAAACUAAACCCAUUACGUCAGAUCAGCUUGUUUCCGAAAUCAAGGGAAUUUACGAAGGCCUAACGGUUGUCGAGUUCAAGUGCGUUGAAUUAAGUACCACUCCAGCGACAAGGAUCCCAGAAGAUCAAAACCUCGGCCAAGACCAAUACCAAAAACUGAUUGGGCUACAUCGCAUGCUGCUGUACGAACAUCACGACUUCUUUCUCGCCUGCCAACAUCCGUCGGCAAACGCCGCAGUACGUCGCCUUCCCCAGAAAUACCACAUGCCUGCACGGAUGUGGCGCCAUGGCAUCCAAUCGUUCCUCGAGCUUUUGCGCAGAAGAUUACCUGAAUCGCGCGAGUACAUGUUCACGUUUGUUUGCAUUGCAUACAACUCCAUGGGUCUCUUAUACGAAACGAUUCCUGGAUAUGUUGCCACUUGGAUCGAAUGUCUCGGAGAUCUGGGCAGAUACCGAAUGGCUCUUGAAGACGCUGAUAAUAUUUGGGAUCGCCAAAUUUGGACUGAUGUAUCUCGACACUGGUACUCAAAGGCCUCAGAUCUGUCACCGGAGGUUGGCCGACUUUAUCAUCACCUUGCCAUCUUGGCCAGACCCGAUGGCCUUCGACAACUGUAUUAUUACAACAAGUCAUUGUGCGUUCCGGUUCCCUUCCCGAGCGCUUGGGAAAGCAUUAUGUCAUUUUUUACUCUAGUCCUGGAGAGAUCCAUGACUUUGGAUCCUUCGGAUGAGGUGUUUGUCAGAGCUCAUGCUCUCCUCAAUACUGGAAGCAGCGCCGAUGAAGUCGACGAGGCCAUGGAGCAAUUCCUUGGUACUUUGGAUCGGAGCAUUGCGUUGAGGAACACGGGCUGGCUUCAUUCAGGAUGCUAUAUGGCUAUUUCCCUCGUCUGUUCCCUGCUCGGCUACGGCAUGCCUACCAGCCCUCUAAUGCAAGCACUCGCAGCUGGUCAAGUUGAUGAGAAGGCUGCACUCUCGGCGGACAAUGUCAUGAGCACGGAUCCCGCGGAGGAGAAAUUUGAGACUCUCCGAAAAUUCGGAAUGCAGACGUGCAGCAUCGUUUUCCGGCGCAAAGCAGAUAUCAACGCCCUUCCCUUUUUCCACAUAGUACUGGUAUUUUUGUACCAUGUGGCGCAGCACCCCAAAGCCAUGGCGCUUCUUGAGAAUGAGUUUCCAUGGACACGGGUAGUUGAUGUGCUUAACGAGGCUCGUCCUGCUUUGAUAUCGAAACCGAGAAUGGCAAAUGAAAAGUUUCCGCGGCCGCCAAGCAACGAGCCUCUACGCCCGCUGCCAGAAGACUAUGCUAUGCGAGGGCUUGGACUUGCAAAAGACUAUUUUCCUCCAGACUGGUUUUCUAGCGACAAGAUUGAAGAGGACGAAAAGCUGUUUGAGCCGCCUUCGCUAGGGGACGAGCGACGCCAGCGCCUGCUUUGGCUUGGGCGCCGGAUAUGCAGCCUGGGAGACUGGUUCGGAUGGGACGAAGGCUCAAAUUGUUUCACUGUCAAUGCGGCAUAUGACAAGGAAAUCAGCCUCCCUGAUGAGCUUUAA